Molecule: messenger RNA, 1178 nt
Organism: Telopea speciosissima
Lineage: Eukaryota; Viridiplantae; Streptophyta; Magnoliopsida; Proteales; Proteaceae
Product: nudix hydrolase 9
Exons: 9
Coding region: 69-977 (302 amino acids)
Molecular function (GO): GDP-mannose hydrolase activity
Source: RefSeq, a predicted model, not a curated record
CACGGAAACACAUUUAAGUGUGAAGGUUCCAAGCAGUCGUUAGCCGUAGCUUUGAUACCUUAAUAUCGAUGGAGAAUGCGGUGCCUCGUUCUCCCUCCUCUCCUCCUUCAUACAAACUUCUGUUGAAGUGCCCCUCUGGUCUCUCCCCUGCACAGGUUUCCGUGGACUUUAGUGAAUCUUACGAUAGGAUUCCGCACCCGGACACUGACUUGGAGAACACCAUUUCUGAGAUAUGGGAACGACGGAUUAGUGAGAAUCCAUCUCUGUACGAUGGCCAAAAGUUUAGGCAUAGAGGGCUUGUAUUGUAUAAACAUGGUGAUUCUAACCAAGUGUCCCAUGUAUGUCUUCAACUUGGUUUGACAGAUUACAGGACUUUUGUCGGCACAAAUUUAAAUCCUCUAUGGGAGAAAUUUCUUGUUCCUUCUGCAGAUGACUCUAUUCGUUGUCAACACACCUCAAGUCCCUUGGGUAAUGGUGCAGUUGUAGAGACAGCUGAUAAAAAGAUCAUUGUAUUGCAAAGAAGCAAUAAUGUAGGGGAAUUUCCUGGACAUUUUGUUUUCCCAGGAGGCCAUCCAGAGCCCCAUGAAAUUGGGAUAUUAGCCCAUCAACAUGAAAAGGACUCAACAGACUUGAGCCAUAUAAACCAGCGGGUUUCUCAGGAAAUGUUUGACAGCAUUAUCCGUGAAGUAGUUGAAGAAACUGGAGUGCCUGCACCUUCUCUGAGCAAUCCUGUCUUUAUUGGUAUAUCUCGUAGGGAGUUGAAUGUCAGACCUACUGCUUUUUUCUUUAUUAGAUGUAAUCUUGAGUCGGGGGAAAUUCAACAACUAUAUUGCAAUGCACAAGAUGGCUAUGAGUCAACACAGCUCUACUUUGUUACAAGGGGUGAGUUAGAGAACCUGACAUCUAAAAUGCCUGGCUGCCAUGCUGGUGGAUAUGCUCUCUACGCGUUGAUGCUAGAAGCUUUGAACGGCAUCUGAUUGAAAAUAGAAGUCCAGAGCUGCUGCUUCUAUCAAGGUUCUCACCCCUAUUGGUAUGGUUUCCAAUGGAACUAUUUGACCUUUUUCUUUUGUGGAGCCUAUAAUUUUAUAUAGAUAUGAGGUUAUAAGGGUGAAUUGUUUCAUUUAUUUCCUUUGUGUAUUGGGAGGACAAGAAAGCAUCAUUCUAUGUUAGUUGUGGCA